AGAGAAAGAGAGAGAGAGACUGGAAGUGUAGGGAUCUUUGAAUAAGUAGCUCUGGCCUGUCAACAGGUGGCAGAGGCAGAGUUGGUUAGUGACAUUCAGACCUUCAGAGAAAAGAGACAAACGAAAGAUAAAGGAGGAAAAAACGUAGCAAUCCUGGGCGAUGAGCACCGGACUCCUGUGGAGGGCCUUGUGCCUCCUGACCAUACUUUGCACUGUGUCACACCAUGUGUGCUGCAUAGCAAACCAGCCAGAUCCCUCAGUCACAAAACAGGGGCUCACCUUCAGCCACGUCUAUAAGAUUGACGUCCCAGGAAGCUCCAGCUGUACCGUGGAACAUCUGCCAUCCCACGAGACAGGUCUGCAACAAGACACCACAACCAGUGGAGAGAAUGACAUAGUCUUUAAACACAACAUCAGGCUGCAGACACCCAAGUGUAAUUGCGAGGAGUCAGAAAGCUUCAAGAACCUGUUGUACAGAAUCAAUGGACUGGAAGAAGAAGUCAACUACCUAAAGACCCAGUGCACUCAGGGAUGCUGUGGAAGAGGAGGUACUACAGGUGUAGACACAAGCUGCAGUGAUCAUGGUACAUAUCAGCACGACACCUGCAGCUGCCUCUGUAACCCAGGAUGGGAAGGCCCUGAUUGCUCUGUGUCCUCCUGCCCCGAUGAGUGCAGUGACAACGGCCGAUGCAUAGAUGGGAAAUGCGUGUGUUAUGAGGGUUACACAGGAGUAGACUGCAGCCAGAUGACAUGUCCAGCCGACUGCAAUGAUAAAGGGCAGUGCGUGGAUGGAAAAUGUGUGUGUUUCCCUCAUUUUAGUGGUGAGGACUGCAGCAUCCCGAAGUGUCCAAAUGACUGUGUUGGCAAUGGGCAGUGUGUGGAUGGCCAAUGCGUCUGUGAAGAAGGCUUCUAUGGAGAGGACUGUUCUUUAGUCUUCGGACCUCAGGGUCUGCAGUUGGUCCAAGUGACAGAUGUCUCUCUCCUGGUGGAGUGGGAGUCUGUCCGAGGGGCAGAAUAUUACAUGUUAACUUAUCAUCCCAAAUUUGAUGAGGGUGCUAUGGAGCAGGUUCAGAUUCCUAACUCUGAGAAUUCCUACCUUAUUACGGGACUCACUCCAGGUGUUACCUACAUUGUGCAAGUCUAUGCCGUCAUCAAAAAGAUUCAGAGUGAAGCAGAUAUGAUUGAAGCCACCACAGAUGCCUCAACUAUUGAUGAUAUCCGAGUAACUGGCCAGACAGAGGUUUCCAUCCAAGUGGACUGGAAGAACCCACAGGCAGAAGUGGAUUACUUCAGACUGACACAUACUGACCCAUCAGGCCAGGUGGAGGAGCUGAAUGUUCAGAGGAGUCAAGAGGCACGCACCAAACAUACUAUUGUAGGUCUAUAUCCAGGCACAGAGUACCAAAUCUCUGUGCAGUCCAUCAAAGGAAACACAGGAGGAAAAGCUUCUUUUGCCACUGGUGUCACAGAUAUCGAUGCACCAACAAAACUUGUCACAACUAAAGUAACUGAAGACACAGCUACUGUCUCCUGGAAUAAAGUCCACGCGGAAAUCGAAGGCUACAUGUUGCGCUACACAUCUGCUGAAGGCUCUAGCUCAGACAUCUUUGUAGGUCGUGACAGCACCUCCUACAGGCUGGUUGGUUUGAGGCCUGGGGUCCUCCACACAGUCUACAUCUGGGCCUUCAGUGGAGACAAAGUCAGCGGAAAGAGUUCAACAGAAGCUGAAACAGAAAUGGACGCUCCAGCUAAUCUUAUAGCCAGAGACGAAACGGAGUCCAGCUUCAGCCUCUCUUGGGAUCCAGUCCAAGCAGAAAUAGAUGGCUAUAUUCUAACCUACACCGUCCCUGAUGGCUCUAGUAAAGAGAUCAUCGUGGGCCCGGAUAGGACCUCUUAUAUGCUGACUGGUUUGCAGCCCGCAGUCCUCUACACUGUCUACAUGAAAGCCGUGAGGGGGGACAAAACCAGCAGGACAAUCUCAACACAAGCUGAAACAGAACUGGAUGCUCCUGCUAACCUCUUAGCUCGAGAUGAAACAGAGUCCGGCUUCACUGUGUCAUGGGAGCCUGUCCAAGCAGACAUUGAUGGCUACAUGUUAACCUAUAGCUCCUCUGAGGGCUCCGGUGAAGAAAUCCCCAUUGGGUCCACGAUGACCACUCACUCGUUGACAAGCCUAAGGCCUGGAGUUCUCUACACUGUCUACGUCUGGGCCAUCAAGGGGGAAAAAGUGACCCAGAAGAUUUCAACAGUAGCUGAGACAGAAAUCGACUCCCCCAAGGACCUGAAGGCUUCAGAUGUGACGCUGGAUUCAGCUUCUUUGACUUGGGUCCCUCCUCUGGCCGACGUUGAUGGUUAUAUCCUUACCUACAGAGACGAAGAUGGAAACUUGCAGGUUGUUGAAAAAAGACUUGAAGCCAGCAAGAGAAGCUUCACUGCAUCCAGCCUGGAGAUGGGAAAGAGAUACAUUGUCACCAUUGUUGCCUUUAGGGGCAGCAAGAGGAGUAAGGUCGUGCAGACCGUCUUUAAAACAGUUGAAGUUCUGUACCCCUUCCCCAUGGACUGUGUACAAAUAAUGAAGAAUGGCAAUAAAAACAAUGGCAUCUAUAUCGUCUACAUCAACAAUAACCGGUCUAAGCCAAUAGAAGUUUACUGUGACAUGAGCACUGAUGGCGGUGGCUGGCUGGUAUUACAGCGCCGUAAUACCGGCAAUCUGGACUUCAUGAAACGCUGGAAGCAGUACAUAGCAGGUUUUGGCAACCUAACAGAGGAGUUCUGGAUUGGUUUGGAUAAGAUAUAUGAGCUAACCAACACUCCUACGCAGUAUGAGCUUAGGUUUGACUUGGGCCUGGGCUCGGAGAGGACCUACGCUGUAUAUGACAACUUUAAGAUUGCUCCGAUCAGACAGAAGUUCAAGCUCACUAUUGGCAAAUACAGAGGGACAGCAGGUGAUGCCAUGACCUAUCACCAAGGCCGGCCCUGGACCACCAUAGAUUCAGAUAACGACAUCGCUUUGACUAACUGUGCCGUGAGCCACAGAGGAGCAUGGUGGUACAAAAACUGUCACUUGGCCAACCUCAAUGGUAACUGGGGUGACAAAAGGCACAGUAUGGGAGUCAACUGGGAGCCAUGGAAGGGACACGUAACAUCCCUCGAUUUCACUGAGAUGAAGAUUCGACCAGUGGGAGCAUUGUCCAGCAGAAAAAAACGAUCACGGAUGACCAGAGAGAAAAAAAGCAGAGUCUCAAACACCCACAACAAGUAGGAGUGGGGCCGAAAACAGCAGCAGAAGCAGUCAGAGCCAUCAACCUUUGAUCACAGUAGAUUUUGGUGUUUCUGUACAUAUGUAGAUACAGACCUGACCACACAAAGAUUUUGCAGACACAUGUGUCUCAACGUUUGUAUAAUCUUUCAAAAAAGAACUACAGCAACUUAAAACAAUCGACAGUAACUUAUUUUGUUUGUAAGCAAAUCAGAAAUCCAAGGUUUAGUGUGAUUGUGGGAAAAUGCUCCGCAAGAAACUUGCUUGAUGUUAAAAUGAGGUUGAACAACAGCGCGCUAGUUAUAAAUAACAUGUAAUUUUAGAAAAUCAUGUUCUACUGUUAUUUUAGACAAAUUAACUAUAAAGCAGGAAAAAUAUGAUGCCAAAUAAAAAAAAAUUCUCCUAUUGUUAUAUUAUUCCUAACCAUGUUUUAAACUCAUAUCAGUACCCCAGUUUACUUGUAGCUGCAUAUCCUUAGAGCUUUAAGAAAAGGCAACAAAACGACUUGUGUGUUUAAUUAAUGGAUGGUUUGUUGGCUGUUGAAACAUGUGUCCUUACUCUAUUGAUUAUGCUGCCACUGUGCAUCCAACACUGUCAGAUUACAUAAACUGGUAUGACACCAGCCAGAAAAUAACAACUGAUUGCAGCCUCGAAUAGCCAAAUUGCUCCUGCUUUACAUUCAUAUGAUGGCGGACAGCUCAUAUCAAUCAAUGAGACGUGUUCCCAUCAAAUGUCAAUAACAAUGACAUUUGUUUGUGCCGUCCUCGAGAACUGAAUAACCAAACUCCCAUUUUUAAUCUGGAAAGCUGACAGAAGCUAUUAAUGUUGCGCUAGCUUCUACUUUGCUUAAUUAGAUUUUCUUAACACUUUUAUCACAAACACAGUUUAUGUGACAAGGACAUAGACCACAUAAAUCAACCUUUCAGCCAAUCUGCCAUUAUGAAUUUGCAGUUGCUGGACUUCACACAUUUUGUGAUGCUACAAAACUUUCCAUUUUAAUAGUUUGCAGCCAAUUAGAAUCAGAAAAUCUUCAGCUCAGAACUCAAAUAUUACAAUUUUCUUUACUAAAUAUAUUGUUAAACUGACAUUAUAAAUCCUUUUUAACUGUAGUGUCAUUUACACAAAAUAAAUCUUUUUUUGUAUGAGUUCA
Molecule: messenger RNA, 4409 nt
Organism: Girardinichthys multiradiatus
Lineage: Eukaryota; Metazoa; Chordata; Actinopteri; Cyprinodontiformes; Goodeidae
Gene: tnn
Product: tenascin N
Exons: 18
Coding region: 161-3262 (1033 amino acids)
Molecular function (GO): protein binding
Source: RefSeq, a predicted model, not a curated record